AUGGCGUCGGCGUUAUGGCCAGCUGGGUCAAGAGUUAAUGGCGAUAUAGAUUUCCCCGCUCAAGCCCCGCCGGUAAUUAUUAGCGAUAGGGGCGAUUUAUUGGCGGCGCGGCGGCCGCGGAACGGGCGGCCGAUAAACGAUUUCGCGAGAUCUGCAGCGGCAAGGGGCGACACGAUAAAGCUAUUAGCGGCCGGGGAGGCGCGGAGAAAAACGUAUGACUAUAUUAGGGUGGAAAGGCACGGCGGCGAAGUGACUGAAUUACAGAUUGCCGCGAUAGCGGGACGGACGCAGAUCGCGUGGCCGACACGGGCCCAGGGCUGGUUGGGAGCCGAUGGAAACGUUUUUAAACGGCAGGGCUACGGGCAGCUGUUUAAAUUGAUACAAAGUACC
Molecule: messenger RNA, 390 nt
Organism: Iphiclides podalirius (scarce swallowtail)
Lineage: Eukaryota; Metazoa; Arthropoda; Insecta; Lepidoptera; Papilionidae
Source: the annotation of a GenBank genome assembly